AUGGAAACCAUAGCAACAGUGUUAUCUUCUUGUGUGAUUCUUCUUCUAUCUGCUUUAAUAUGGAGAUCGUUCAACUGGGUUUGGUUAACACCAAAGAAGCUCGAGAAACACCUGAAGAAGCAAGGUCUCCGAGGAAAUCCUUACAGGCUAUUGUUUGGAGACUUGAAAGAUAUUUCAGCCUUGUUGGAAGAAGCUCACUCCAAGCCAGUUAACAUUUCUGAUGAUAUCGUCCCCAGAGUUAUACCUCAAUUCCUUGAAACAAUCAAGAAAUAUGGUAAGAAAACAUAUAUAUGGGUUGGACCAAAGCCGAUAAUCUUCAUCAUGGACCCUGAACUUAUAAAGGAGGUCACCCAGAAGAUAUAUCUCUUUCAAAAGCCCCACAUUAAUCCCUUGGCUAAGUUGUUAGUUGAAGGACUUGGAAGCUACGAAGGAGACAAAUGGGCUAAACACAGAAAGAUAGUCAAUCCAGCUUUCCAUGUCGAGAAGUUGAAGCUUAUGGUUCCAUCAUUUCGUACGUGUGCUCGUGAGAUGUUGAGUGAAUGGGAAGAGAUUUCUUCGUCAAAAGCAUCAUUCGAGCUGGAUGUUUGGCCAUCCCUUCAGAAUGUAAGUUGUGAUGCGAUUUCUCGAACAGCAUUUGGUAGUAGCUACCAAGAAGGAAGGAGGAUUUUUGAACUUCAAAAGGAACAAACUGAAUACUGGUUCAAAGUGAUAUUUUCAGUAUAUAUCCCUGGAUGGAGGUUCAUGCCUACUAAAACUAACCGAAGAAUGAAGCAAAUUGCAAAGGAUGUUGAAGAUAAGAUUAUGGAGAUCAUCAAACCUAGAAUAGAGGGCAUACAAGCAGGGGAAGCCUAUGAUAGGGACUUGUUAGGUAUGCUACUCGAAUCGAAUUUUAAAGAAAUCGAAAACCAUGGUCACGACUCUGCCAUAACUAUCAGAGAGGUAAUUGAAGAAUGCAAACUGUUCUAUUUUGCGGGACAAGAAACCACCUCUGUGCUGCUUGUGUGGACAAUGUUUCUGCUUAGUAGGCACCCUGACUGGCAAGAGAGAGCAAGAGAUGAGGUUUUGCAACUCUUUGGCAAUAAAGAACCCGAUUUCGAAGGACUAAAUCACCUCAAAAUUGUGACGAUGAUACUAUGGGAGGUUUUAAGGCUAUACGUGCCUGUACCUAUGCUUACUCGAACAAUUGCUGAAGAAACCAGGUUAGGAGAUCUAUCUCUCCCAGCUGGAGCGUUAGUUUCAUUACCGGCAAUGCUUUUGCAUCGCGACCCUGAAAUAUGGGGGGAAGAUGCGAAUGAAUUCAGGCCGGAGAGGUUUGCAGAAGGCGUGUCGAAUGCAACCAAGGGACAGGUAGCAUUCUUUCCAUUUGGAUGGGGACCUCGUAUCUGCAUUGGACAAAACUUCGCAAUGUUGGAAGCAAAAUUGGUUUUGGCAAUGAUUCUGCAACGUUUCUCCUUCCAUCUUUCGCCAGCUUAUUCGCAUGCCCCCCGUUCCAUUAUAACGCUUCAACCUCAGUAUGGUGCUCACUUAGUUUUGCAAAAGCUGUAG
This is a messenger RNA of Oldenlandia corymbosa var. corymbosa, 1545 nucleotides long. Lineage: Eukaryota; Viridiplantae; Streptophyta; Magnoliopsida; Gentianales; Rubiaceae. The record is from the annotation of a GenBank genome assembly.